AUGUUGCCAUACCCUACAGCGGAAGAUAGCAAUCUACUGGGCAUUGGAAUCGGCGCCCUUGCUGCUGCAGCCAUCAGCUCGUCCGAAGAUGUGACCGGUCUCAUUCCGGCAGCAGUCCACGCCGUCGUUGUCGCUCUGCACAUGGGGCUGAGAGCUGAUCAAGAGGCUAAAUCGAUACAAGGACGGAUAACUUCUCAAUCAUGGGCCAUGACUGUCGUGGGCGUUUCCAUGGAGAAAGCCACACAAAUUCUCGAACGGUUCAACUUCGAAAAUAACCUCCCUCUUUCAUACCAUGCAUACGUCAGCAGUAUUUCGGAAACUGCUCUUACAAUCAGCGGCCCGCCUGAAGUGUUGAUAAGGGUGCGCGCGCAUGAUGACUUUGCGGGUCUCGAGAAGGCUGUGGUUCCAAUUUGCAGCCCACGGAAUGCCAGCCAUCUUUUCGACGGGGAGGACGUAAGCAUCAUUCUGGAGAAGGCUGCAACGAUGACCCCUACCAGGUCGACCGCUUCCAUCCCCGUCUUGUCCUGUGGCACGGGUAAAUUUCUAUGGGCCAAUGGCUAUCGGAGUGUGAUACACAACGCCGUCUAUGACGUCUUGUGCCGGCCUAUGCUGGUAGACAAAUGCACAGAACAUCUUGAGUCAACUUUCCAAGCCAACCUUCCUGUCGAGGUUUUGGUAGUCCCUGUGGGUACUGAAGCAUCUAGGGCUCUGCAGAGUAGGCUCAGCACUGCCCUUCAAGGUUCUGUUCAGAUAAGUGUUCAGCCGCAGUCACCUUCCAACCCCAGCAGUACCUCGUUUAGUCCGAAGGGAAAGUGUAAGAUUGCCGUCGUCGGAAUGGCAGGCCGCUUCCCAGGAGCCUCGAGUGCCAAUGAACUCUGGUCCUUGCUCCAACGAAAAGUGGACAUGUGCAGGGAAGUGCCUGCUCUCCGUUGGGAUGUCAACACUCACGUUGAUGCAGAAGGAAAAAAGAAGAACACAAGCAAAGUUCGAUGGGGCUGCUGGCUGGACGAGCCAGACAAAUUCGAUGCCACGUUUUUUGGAAUCUCCCCUCGUGAAGCUCCACAAGUCGAUCCAGCGCAACGCCUUGCUCUUCUCACAGCGUACGAAGCCAUGGAGCAUGCCGGCAUCGUUCCUGGCCGUACUCCUUCGACCAGAGAAGAUCGAGUGGGCGUCUUCUAUGGCGUGACAAGCAACGAUUGGUGCGAGUCGAAUAGCGGACAAGACAUCGACCUCUACUACAUCCCAGGAGCUAAUAGGGCAUUCAUCCCCGGUCGAAUCAACUACUUUUUCAAGUUUUCAGGACCCAGCUACGCCGUUGAUACGGCGUGUUCCUCUAGCCUAUCAGCAAUUCAUAUUGCGUGCAACUCGCUUUGGCAAGGCGAUAUUGACAUGGCUGUUGCCGGUGGAACUAAUGUUUUGACGAACCCUGAUAUGACGACUGGUCUUGACAAAGGCCACUUCCUCUCUGAAACGGGCAACUGCAAGACAUUCGACGCAUCUGCCGACGGCUACUGUCGAGGAGAAGGCGUAGCCACUGUCCUGCUCAAGCGGCUAGAUGAUGCGAUUGAAGACGGGGAUACGAUCCACGGUGUACUGGACAGCGCCUACACAAACCAUUCAGCAGAGGCGGAAUCCAUCACACGUCCUCAUGUUGGGGCGCAGAAGGAUGUGCUCGAGCGGGUUCUCAACAACUCAGGCACGCAUCCAAAUGAAGUGUCAUAUAUAGAGAUGCAUGGGACAGGAACCCAGGCAGGUGACACGCGGGAAAUCACAUCAGUAUGUGAGGUGUUUGCACCCAUAAAUGAGACUCGCCGUCGACCUAGAUCAAAGCCUCUCCAUAUCGGAGGCUUGAAGGCCAACAUUGGACACGGGGAAUCGGCUUCGGGAGUCAGCGCUUUAAUCAAAGUUUUGCAGAUGAUGAAGCACAACCAGAUUCCACCCCACUGUGGCAUCAAGACGAGAUUAAACCCUGCAUUUCCCAGGGAUCUUGCUGAGAGGAAUGUUCACAUUGAUCUCGAGACAGCUGCUUGGCCGAGAGAAGAUGGUGUUCCUAGGAAGGUCAUCAUCAACAACUUCAGCGCAGCAGGGGGGAACAGUUCUAUCCUGGUGGAAGACGCACCCCUGCAGCCUCAGGCACUAGACAAAGGGGCGGACAGUCUCAGACCUAUUUAUCCAGUCGCCAUCUCUGCCAGGACUAGCUCGUCGCUAAAAGGCAACGUCAAAGCAAUGUUGGACCAUCUCGCCAACCACACGGGCACUGUUUCGCUACCUGAGAUAUCGUAUACGACGACCGCUCGCCGCAUGCAUCACCACUUUCGCUUCAUUACUUCUGUUUCCGAUCUGCAAGCUCUCAGAGAGAAAUUGGAAGCGGUUUUAGAAGCCGGAGAUCAGGACAAUAGUACAAACAAGCGCGUCGUGCCUCCUAAGGCAGUUCUAUUCUCCUUCACAGGGCAGGGAAGUCAAUAUCCAGGCAUGGGAAAGCAGCUCAUGGAAAGAUUAGGCGUUUUUCGUGACGAUAUCACAAAGUUCGAUCAUCUUGCCCGCAAACUUGGGUUCCCGUCCAUACUUCCCCUGUUUCAGGCCAGCAAUGGUGAUGCCAUCGCCGACUACGACCCGGUCGUUGUACAGCUUGCGAAUACGUGCAUGCAGAUCGCGCUAGCAAGGAUCUGGAUCUCAUGGGGCGUCAAGCCAAGCGCUGUUGUUGGUCAUAGCCUGGGCGAGUAUGCAGCAUUGAAUGUCGCUGGAGUGCUUUCUGACUCGGAUACGGUCUAUCUGGUUGGUCGCCGGGCACAGCACCUCCAGAACUUUUGCGAGCCAUAUUCCCACGCGAUGCUUGCGGUGGUUGCAUCGGUCUCCGAGUUGGAGAACGUCAGCGGCACCAUCAGUCGCUUCGAGAUUGCUUGCGUCAAUGGGCCCAAGGAGACCGUUCUCGCCGGCACUGCGGCUCAAGUGUCAGAUUGGAAGAAGACACUGACAGCGGCCGGCAUUCACAGCACACAUCUACGCGUGCCGUACGCAUUUCAUUCGUCACAAAUUCAGCCGAUCUUGUCGGCAUACGUCAAUAAUGCCAAAGGUGUUGCCUUUCACGAGCCUCAAGUUCCUGUUCUCUCACCACUGGAAGGAAGGGUGGUUACAGAAAGCCAUGUCUUUGGGCCCGCUUACGUUAGACGACAUGCUCGAGAGCCCGUUCAGAUGAUGAAGUGUUUGGAAGCUGCUUUCUCCGAUGGAACCCUUCCAGCCAAAGGAGCAUUCGCCAUCGAAUUUGGACCCCAUCCCGUUGUGUCAGGAAUGAUCAAAGCAACGCUUGGGUCGGCGGUGACUGUUCUUCCAACAUUGCGCCGGAAGGCAAACCCAUGGGAGGUUCUGACCACCUCGUUGUGCUCAUUGUACGCCGCCGGGUCACCUGUUGUGUGGGAUGGCUACUUCGCCGAUCUGCCAUCUGCACGGAGGGUUGUUGAACUGCCAGCUUAUACCUGGGACAUGAAACCGUAUUGGAUACCAUACAGAAACAACUGGACCCUGACAAAAGGCGACAUCCCCUUCGAGGGCUCUAGCCUCGCCCCUCCAAGCGCAAAGCCAUCUAUUGUGGCAGCUCCCUCGGGAUGGGAGCCGCUCCCCAUGAUCGAGAGCACCAGUAUUCACAGCGUCUUGGAAGAGACUGUGAUGAGCGACGGACUAAAGAUUUCAGUCGACUGUGACGUCAGCCGCGAAGACAUCAAUCCGUUCAUACGAAGCCAUAUUGUCGAGGGUUACAGCCUUUGCACCCCGGCUGUUUAUGCCGACAUCGGCUUCUCCCUUGGGACGUAUGCCCUCGAUCGCUACCAGCCGAACCAUGCUGAAAGAGUUGUGUCCAUUCGGAACAUCGAGAUCACGCGGGCCCUGAUCGGCUCGGCCGAAUGGAAGCAGACACUGCAAUGCACAGCCCAGUUCGAUUGGGCAUCCAAGGGAGGCAAGCUUCGAUUCACUGUGCACGACGAGGCGGGCACUGAAGUUGGCCAGGUCUCCACAUGUGAAGUCAAGUUUGUUGAUGGCUCCACGCGCAAACAGCUGCAAGCAGAAUUGGCCACCUUUAAGGGAAAUUUCGAACGAAUGAGGCAGUCAGAGACGAGUAGUCGAUUCAAUGGCCCAAUGUCGUACCGGUUGGUUUCUGCGCUGGCCGAGUUCAAUCCUGACUACCACUGCAUCGACGACGUGCUUUACGACAGCGAUGCAUAUGAGGCUGCGUGCCGCGUCAGUUUCGGGCAAAUGAAGAAAGGGGGCAGAUUCCAUGUAAAUCCUGCCGCAGUGGAUGGCUUGACGCAGUCGGCAGGAUUUGUCAUGAAUGCCAACAACAACACCAACCUGCAGGCAGACGUCUUCGUCAAUCACGGCUGGGCCGACUUUCAGCUAUUCGAACGGAUCCGCGACGAUUGCCAAUAUUCCACGCACGUCAAAAUGAGGCAGAGCGAUGAGCAGUUGUGGACCGGAGACAUUGCAAUUUUCGAGGGCGAAAGAGCUGUGGGUUUCGUUCAAGGAGUCAAGAUCCAAGGUCUUCCUCGAAAAUUUCUCAAAUUUUUGCUCUCACAAGCAGUCAAGCCACCCAGGGUUAAAGGCAGGACCGUCGGAGCUCCUGCUGGAGGUAAGCCGGUUGUGCAAUCUGUUACCGCGGUAAAAUCGACUCCGGUCGCGCCGACCAAGGCCUCAGCUGCAUCUCCAGUAGCUUUGCCGAGACCCAUCCCAGAUUCUUAUGGGCCUCCGGCCACAACGUUUCCGCCUUCUGGCGACAUUUUGGCCGUGAAGAGGGCCCUAGAAAUCAUCGCCGAGGAGAGCGAAAUCCCACUUACCGACUUAAAGGAUGAUACACAUCUCAGCGACGUCGGCAUCGACUCACUCAUAUCCCUCAUGGUGGCCAGCAGGUUUGCAGAGGAGCUUGGAAUCACCAUCGACGCUAGCACGUUCAUGGAAAAGCCCACAGUCGCUGACAUCAAGCAAUUCGUUAUUGAAACUGCGACCGGUUGCGCUCCUGGGAGGUUUGCGGAAGUAACACCUGAUAUAGAAGAGACGCCUACUGUGGAUCUGCCUACUCCAGAGGUCCUUACGGAAGUAGCAAGAUUCAUGGCUUCGGUACCGUCCAUGGACUCACUUCAAUCUUGGGCACCCAUAGGCCAGUCAACAACAGACACGCCUGGCGUCAUCAACUUUGAUGAUGUCUUGAAGAUCAUGGCUGAGGAAAUUGAAGUCUCCUUGGACACAAUUACUGACCAGACGUCGCUGCACGACCUAGGGGUAGACUCGCUGCUAUCUCUGCUAAUUGGCAGUCGUCUACGCGAUGAGCUAGACAUCGAGAUCGACCCGUCUUCUCUACUGGACAGCCUCAGUAGUGUCGGGGAAUUGCGGCAGGCUUUGACAUCCAGCAGUGGUGAAGGCUGCACACCGUCUUCGACUUCUACAGAUACUGGAAAUCCUUCCUCAUCGAACACGGCCAAGCUGGACAGUGUUGUAUCGACUCCGACAUCUGGGAGUGAUUUCGAAAGUGUGCCGGCUCCAAUUCCACGUACCGCCUCAGUUAUUCUUCAAGGGACCCCUCGAUCAGCCACCAGCAGCUUGUGGUUCUUCCCCGACGGCAGUGGACUUGCUUCUUCGUAUAUUCCACUUCCCCGAAUCAGGAGUGACCUCGUCGUGUACGGAAUCAACUCUCCGUACCUCAAAAAGGGCGUGGAAAUGACAUGCACUUGGGACGAGUUGAUUGGAAGUUAUAUCCAGGAGAUCCAACGUCGCCAGCCGCAGGGCCCUUACAGCUUUGCCGGAUGGUCUGCAGGCGGAAUUGGUGCUUACCAUGCAGCUCAGGUACUCAUGAACGCAGGUCAUAGCGUUCGAGAUCUCAUUAUCAUCGAUUCACCUCCGCCCUUUCACCUAGCGCCUCUACCAGAACGCUUCUUCCGCUACUGCUCUACGGCCGGACUGUUUGGAGGUCGUGAUGGACAGGCUCCUGAGUGGGUCAUUAAUCAUUUCCGCAACAUCAACAAAGUGUUGAGCCACUACAUCCCGACGCCAUUGAAGCGUAGCACGCUGCGAAAGAUCAAUAUUUUAUGGGCGUGUGAGAGUUCCGUCGACGAUCGAUUCGAAAGGCAGCCAGACGAUCCAGAAGACAUGAAAUUCUUGACUACGAAGCGUACGGAUUUCACUCCUGGUCGUUGGGGCCCGCUGUUCGGAGACGUGCCAGUACAGGUGGAUCGAGUGGAGAAUGAGCAUCAUUGGAGUAUCUUGAAGGGAGAUUCGGCUGUCAAAGUUUCACAGUACAUUGCUCGAGCGCUAGCCUGA
Molecule: messenger RNA, 6300 nt
Organism: Grosmannia clavigera kw1407
Lineage: Eukaryota; Fungi; Ascomycota; Sordariomycetes; Ophiostomatales; Ophiostomataceae
Product: polyketide synthetase
Exons: 6
Coding region: 1-6300 (2099 amino acids)
Biological process (GO): fatty acid biosynthetic process
Molecular function (GO): phosphopantetheine binding; fatty acid synthase activity; 3-oxoacyl-[acyl-carrier-protein] synthase activity
Source: RefSeq, a predicted model, not a curated record